Messenger RNA from Athene cunicularia (burrowing owl), 6304 nucleotides. RefSeq names its product ret proto-oncogene (gene RET). NCBI's taxonomy places the organism in Eukaryota, Metazoa, Chordata, Aves, Strigiformes, Strigidae. Gene Ontology annotation, molecular function: transmembrane receptor protein tyrosine kinase activity; calcium ion binding; ATP binding. The record is from RefSeq and is a predicted model, not a curated record. Gene Ontology annotation, cellular component: signaling receptor complex; axon; membrane. Bases 134 to 3469 code for a protein of 1111 amino acids. The transcript has 20 exons. Gene Ontology annotation, biological process: positive regulation of kinase activity; protein phosphorylation; homophilic cell-cell adhesion.
GCGUCCCAUCGCGGCCCGCUGCCGCCGCCCCGGGCCAUGGGCCGGCCCGACUGAGGGCCCGCAGGGACUCGCCCGGUGCUGCCCGGAGCGCCGCGGCCGAGGCGGGGUCGCAGGAGUCCCGGUGAGGGGGAAGAUGCCCUCCGCCGGGCGGACUGCGGGCUGCCGCCGCCUUCUCCUCUUCCUCCUCCUCUGCGGGGCUGCCUUUGGUCUCUACUUCCCCAGGAAAGAGUAUUCAGAGAAUGUCUACAUUGAUCAGCCAGCAGGUACACCGCUCCUGCACAUCCAUGCCUUGAGGGAUUCACAUGGGGAAGUGGCCCACUUUCAUCUAUGCCAGAAUCUCAUAAUUUCUCGAGCAAGAUCCCAUGAAAAUCAUUGGUUUCAAAUCAGAGAAAAAACAGGACUUCUCUACCUCAGCAAAAGCCUGGAUAGAGAAGAUUUUAACAUGCUGUCUGUAGGAAACUGGAUGCCGUUAUCAAAGGUGAUGCUGUAUGUCUUCCUUUCAUCCCACUCUUUUCAAGAGAAUGAAUGUGACUCUGCUGUGCGCACCACGGUUUUCCUGUCCUUGAUCAAUGCUACCACACCAGCUUGCAGUUCCCUGACAGCAAGGCAGCUUUGUUUCGCGGAAAUGGAUCUCUCCUUUCACAUCAAGGAGAAUAAACCACCUGGCACAUUUUAUCAGCUCCAGUUACCCUCAGUUCAUCAUCUGUGUCAGAAUCUCAGCAUUUCCUACAAACUGCUGGCAGCUGAAGGUAUGCCCUUUCGAUACAAUGAGAACACCACUGGUGUGAGUGUCACACAGCGCCUAGAUCGAGAAGAGAGGGAGAGAUAUGAGCUGAUUGCUAAAUGUACCAUGAGAGAGGGCUUCAGGGAAAUGCAAGUUGAGGUGCCCUUCCUGGUGAAUGUGUUAGAUGAAGAUGACUCUCCUCCCUUCCUUCCCAAUGGCACUGAUACAGCAGAUGCUGUCGUGGAGUUCAACAGGAAAGAGGGAACUGUUCUUGCAACGCUAACUGUAUAUGAUGCAGACACCACACCUAUUUAUCCCCUUGAAAGCAGCAGAAAGAAAUACACAGGAACCAUUGUUACUGAUGAUCCCUGGAUAAGUGAAACAUUUCGGGUAGAGCACAUCUUUGAUGAAAUCCACUUCAGCCCAAAUGGCAGCCAAGUGAGGGGAACUCGACAUGAGUACAAACUGGUACUGAAUAAAAGUAUUUCAGUCACAGAACAUAGUUCCUUCCAGUUGGAUGUCUUAGUGAAUGACACAGAAUUUCAUGGCCCAGAAAGAUCAGUGAUGCUUCAUUUCAAUGUCUCCAUCCUUCCUGUCAGCAUUCAGUUUCCAAACAUGACUUACCAGUUCCCUGUCAACAGAAAUGCUGAACGCUUUGCACAAAUAGGAAAAAUCUGCAUUGAAAACUGUAUGAAAUUCCGUGGUGUGAACAUCACCUACAAGUUACUAUCUCCCAAUGGAAGCUGCUAUCCUGUCAGCAUACUUCAAGCUCGAGAAGACAAAUAUGGAAGCCUUUAUGUGAAUGAUUCCUCUGUGCUGCACAGACCCGAAUGCAAGGAAAUACAAUACACUAUUCAAGCUACAGACAAGCAGAGCAGGAAACAUACUAAAACCUUUCUCACUAUUGUAUUGGAAGGAACUUUUUUAAAAAAAGAAGAGGACUGCCCUGACUCUUGUGCUGUGAGUAAGCACCGUGCUGAAUGUGAAGAGUGUGGUGGCCUGGGAGUCUUAACAGGAAGAUGCCAGUGGAGACAGGGGAGUGGAAAAGGGAUCACCACAAACUAUUCCACAUGCACCCCAAGUAUCAAGACUUGUCCGGAUGGCAUCUGUGAUGUGAUUGAGAGCAAAGAUCCAGCUGUGUGCCCCCAAGACUGCACAAGUGGAAACAUUAUUGGUGGUCAUGGGAAAGGCAUUGGAAAUCUUGGAAUUAAGUCAGGACAUGGUAUUUGUUACUGCUUCCCAAGACAGAACUGUUAUUGUGAGAAAGAUGAUAUCAAGGAGCAACUGUGUGAUGAUGUGUGCAAGACUGUGAUAGCAGGGGCAGUGCUGCUGUCCUUCAUCAUCUCCGUGCUGCUUUCUUCCUAUUUCAUCCAUCGUUAUCACAAGAAUUCUUCAAAGCCACCUAUUGCCUCCGCAGAAAUGACAUUCCGGCGCCCAGCCCAGUCCUACCCCAUCAGUUAUUCUUCCACUAACGUCCGCCGGCCUUCUUUAGAUUCCAUGGAGAACCAGGUGUCUGCAGACACCUUUAAAAUACCAGAAGAUCCAAAGUGGGAAUUCCCUCGGAAGAACCUAGUUCUGGGCAAGACUCUGGGAGAAGGAGAAUUUGGAAAGGUCGUCAAGGCAACAGCGUUCCGACUCAAGGGAAGGGCUGGUUAUACCACUGUAGCAGUAAAAAUGUUAAAAGAAAAUGCUUCCCAGAGUGAGCUGCGAGAUCUACUUUCAGAGUUCAACCUUUUGAAACAGGUGAACCAUCCUCAUGUCAUCAAACUAUAUGGAGCCUGCAGUCAAGAUGGUCCGCUGUAUUUAAUUGUGGAAUAUGCUAAAUAUGGCUCCUUGCGCAGUUUUCUCAGGGAAAGUCGAAAAGUAGGACCAAGCUAUGUGGCUAGCGAUGGCAACAGAAAUUCAAGUUAUUUGGAUAACCCUGAUGAAAGAGCCUUAACAAUGGGAGAUUUGAUAUCAUUUGCAUGGCAGAUAUCACGAGGAAUGCAGUACCUUGCAGAAAUGAAGCUUGUUCAUCGUGAUUUAGCAGCCAGAAAUGUAUUGGUGGCAGAAGGACGCAAAAUGAAGAUUUCUGAUUUUGGCCUUUCCCGUGAUGUAUAUGAAGAAGAUUCAUAUGUCAAGAGGAGCAAGGGUCGGAUACCUGUUAAAUGGAUGGCCAUAGAAUCCCUAUUUGAUCAUAUCUAUACAACACAAAGCGAUGUAUGGUCAUUUGGAGUUCUACUAUGGGAGAUUGUAACUUUGGGAGGUAAUCCCUACCCAGGUAUUGCUCCUGAAAGACUUUUUAACCUCCUAAAAACAGGCUAUAGAAUGGAGAGACCAGAAAACUGCAGUGAAGAAAUGUACAACCUGAUGUUGCGUUGUUGGAAGCAAGAGCCUGAUAAGAGACCAACAUUUGCUGAGAUCAGCAAGGAACUAGAGAAAAUGAUGGUGAAGAGUAGGGACUACUUAGAUCUUGCAGCUUCUACACCUUCUGAUUCCUUACUUUAUGAUGAUGGGCUCUCAGAAGAGGAGACACCACUCGUGGACUGUAAUAAUGCUCCCCUCCCUCGAACCCUCCCUUCCACAUGGAUUGAAAACAAACUCUAUGGCAUGUCAUACCCGAACUGGCCUGAGGAGAGCCCCGUUCCACUCACAAGAUUCGAUGGCACUAACUCUGUGUUUUCAAGAUAUGCAAAUGAUAGUGUAUAUGCUAACUGGAUGGUUUCACACUCAGCGACAAAAUUUAUGGACAAGUUUGAUAGCUAAAAUUUUCUUUGUGAAAGGUAAUGGACUCCUGAGGGGAACAAAGAUGCAAAGAAUGGAAAGUCCAUUGGCUCGUUCUUUGUACAAUCAAUAACUAACUUUAAAUUGGCAAACCCUUUUAUUGGUAGUUUCUAAAGUGUGUUAUUCAUGCUGAAGACUAGAAUUGGUGAUUUCCCCUUUCUAAAAACAUAUCAAGCUGGAUAAGAGUUGUAGUUCCAGUACUUCUUUCUAUAUUGCCAUUUUGCAUAUGGUUCCAUUUGGCAACUUUUUACUGCAAAUGGCCUCGCACUUCAUUCUCGCUGUUUUUUAGACUAGCCAUCCUUUGCUACAGCUUUUUUGGAUGGGAAAAUGUACUUGAACUGCUACUUUUAUAGUGGUUGUUAGCAUACAACCACUUGAUCUAAGCAGGAAGCACAAACAAUAUAUGGAAGGGAGGGGGGAAAUAGGCUCCCAAAUUACUGAGCUUGCUAUCAAAUGAGAAGCGUUACAAUGAUGUUGGCACUAACAAAGCCUGUAUCUUGGUUUGGAAGCAAACAUUAAGUAACUCAAUAGAGGACCUGAGAUUCAACAUUUGAAAUCUUAUAAAAUGUAUUGUCUUAAUGAGAAGAGAUUUUGUUUUAUUAGUCAGAACUUCUCUUACCUUUAGCACAAUUGAGAUAAAUUUGAUACAAGAUAAGCUGUAUAGAUUGAUGGCAAUCAAGAGUGUUCAUCUGACAUAAUUUACUUUCCAUCAUCUACAUCUUACUAAUGUUAAAAUGUACAAUCUUGUACAAUCAUAAUUCCUCUUCUGAGUUCAAAAUAGACUGUACAGGGUUUUUAGAUGGAAUACAAGUAAAGAGAUUUUGUUUGCAGUCAUGUUCAGUGGGUUGGAGUCCUCCUCUUAGUUCCAGAUUGAAUACACUGCCAUGCACAGGACACUACCAUGAUACAACUCCAAAUAAACCCAUUACCUUGAAAGUCAUGAUAAACUACACUUGCACAGCAAAAUUGGUCUAAAACUCUACUGUUAAUGCAGCUAUACAAGGAAAAUGUCAUCGGAAUUUGUUAAGGUGAAAUAUAAAACUGUUGUGCUUACAACACUGACUUGAUAUUUGGGAGAACGAUCAGACUGUGGGUCGUGUUCUGUGUGGAAGACUAAAUGAUCGGCACUACUUUUGUCUUUAUUUGUAAUCUAAUGUGGUUAAAGAUAAUUUUUUGUUUGCUACAAAUGUUGGGAGGUAAAUCCCAAGUGAGUUGUUAGCCUUGUGAUGGUUAUUCUAAAUAAUCCAAUUCCACCAAAGUUUGCUCCUGUCACAAUCCAAUUUAGCUGUUUUCAAAUGUUUUGUGUAUCAACUUUAUGUUUCCAUUAAAGUCCAUGAUUUCAGAAACAAGAGAGUCAGACUGCCACAACCAAACACAGAUUUUCUUUUUACAAAAAGUGGGAUAUAAAAUGCUAUGUUGGAAUUUAAGCACCUUCACUGUUGGAUAUCAUACUUGAUCCUGUCCUGGUUUCAGGCAAGCACUAACCAGAGUGAAUUUUUUGUACAAAAAUUAGCUGUGUUGUGUAAUGCUUAAGUAGAGUAAAGAGAUAUAGCUACGUAUACAGAAGGGGUUCAGCUGUGAUAUAAUGUGAUCUUCACCGGCAUAACACAGCUGUCAGAAUGCACACUUUUAAAAUUACACUGAAAAUUAAGCCCAUUAUAUGGGCUGUUUUUUCUAUUGAGAGAUCUAUGAAAAAAGGAGAGAAAAAUGGCACUGUGGUAACUUGUUCUUUUCCCCAGUCCUUUUCCUGUAUUUUCUGUCUGUAAAUGGCAAUUCUUUAUUUGCCAUAAGCAAUCAAGGCAUCAAGAUUUUUGUUGUUUUUUUUUUUUUAAUUCUUCCUUAAAUUAAGAAUUUCUUUUUAUCAUCUAUCUUCAGCAACACUAUUCAACUAGGAGGAGUGAAGCGCCUAGUUUCUAACCUGAAAAGCCCUGCAAACAACUUUGCUGUACAGUAGGUGUGUGGGAUAGUAAGCAAUGCCGAAAUAACCAGUGGCUGCCUUAAGUAUUGUGUAUUUUAGAUUUCUAGCAUGAGUAAAUGCUGUUUCAACCACUAAUUCCUGUGAAAAAUUUCUCUAAUGUUGUUACCUAUGUUAGCAGACAUAGAUUCUGCAUAUAAAAUACAUACACAGCUCAUAAUUAUAGUUGCCGUACACAAUUACCUGCAUUAAGUGAAGCUUGAUGAAAAGUUCUUAACAAGUGUUUCCUAAUCCAACCAAUUUUGCCUCCCUUCCUACUCAUGAAUAUUGGUAAGAAAUAGAUUAUUGCUUUCAAGUAUUCACUCAUAAUAUAAAAACUUCUUAUGUCUUCUAUGUAUGCUAUUUUUGUAAAUAUUUCCCUUGAAGUGUUUCUUAUUUGUUCCAUGUUGCCAUUAGUCAGAAUGGUGACAAUCUUGUUUCAGUUCCCCCUUAGAGAGUCAAUGUACUUCCCAUGUGGGAAAGAAGUGAUGUUGCAGAUUAUUAUUUCCAACGGUGCCAGAAACAGUUAUGCACUUGACUGCCCUUAGCAAAGUGAAUUCAAAAGGAACAAAUGACUCACCUAAAUGUACAGGUUGGAGGGAAUAACUUUCUAAAAAUUUCUGCCAGCCUUUUCUAAAUAUCUGCAGAGAUGACAUGGUUUACGUGGUCUGUGCUUUGAGUUGUGACAGAUGGGGGAGAGAGUGAAUCUGAUGUGUCUUUCCAGUCAUUACAGCAGCACAAGGAAGAUAUUGUAAUACUCAUUUCCACAAAAUUUUCAAGAGGUGUGAUACUCAUAAAAUCUACUGUGAGGUUGCAGAUUUUAAUCUGCAGGCAUUAUACUGUUUAAUAGAAUAGAUUUUUUU